Vicia villosa (hairy vetch) is the source of this 879-nucleotide messenger RNA. RefSeq lists its product as uncharacterized. The transcript has 4 exons. NCBI's taxonomy places the organism in Eukaryota, Viridiplantae, Streptophyta, Magnoliopsida, Fabales, Fabaceae. The record is from RefSeq and is a predicted model, not a curated record. The coding region runs from base 1 to 879 and encodes 292 amino acids.
AUGGAAGGUUUAACAAGACUUAUGGAGAGUGAGGUGGAGUUGGGUGAUUAUAAAGGCUUUCAUUUCGGUGAAAAUGACUCAUUGGAUAUACUUCACUUUGCGGACAAAACUAUUAAAUUUAGUGAAGAUAGAAAUAAGAAUUUAUGGGGUUUGAAGGCAAUUUUCAGGGGCUUUGAACUCAUGUUAGGCUUAAGAGUAAACUUAUACAAGAGUAAUAUUUAUGGCAUCAAUUUAAGCGAUGGAACUUUAGAUUUUACGUCGUCUUUUCUGGCUUGUGGAAUUGGGGUUUUUCCUUUUGAAUUCUUGGGUGUUAUGGCGGGAGGACAGUCCUAUGAAGGUGGGAAUGUGGAAAGAGUCUUGAAUGCUAUACCUCUAUAUUCUCUCUCGUUUUAUCAAGCUCCUAAGAAGGUGAUUAAAGAGAUAAUAGGUAUUCAAAGAAGGUUUCAUGUGGAGGGGGUGGAAGGUGAAAGGUGUAUUAAUUGGUGGAAGUGGCAAACUUUAACGGAGGAGAAUGCGGCGUGGUCCAAUCUAUUGAAGUAUAGGCAUUCUAAUCUGGCGUUCAAGAUGUACGUGAAUUAUGGUAUAGUGAUAUCAAAGGGAGACUCUAUUUGGUGGCGUGAUAUAAUUUUGAUAAAUGAUUGUGAUGGUUCUAAAGGACUAUCUGCUUCUGAAUUGUUCUUAUGCAGGGCCAAUAACGGUGAAAAUUUGUCCUUUUGGUUCAGCAGGCCAUUGGGAGAAUUCGAGCUGGGUUUGGGAUUCCGACAACUGGUUGGAAGUGGAGGAAGAACAAAAUCUCUUUAUGUUAUAGUACAUGACAAAUAUGCUGCAAGAGUUUCCAUUGGUGCAGACUGUCAAGGAUGUGUGCUAUUGAUCUAUUGA